Daucus carota subsp. sativus is the source of this 1974-nucleotide messenger RNA. Its product is annotated as CBL-interacting serine/threonine-protein kinase 9-like. The record is from RefSeq and is a predicted model, not a curated record. The coding region runs from base 231 to 1568 and encodes 445 amino acids. The transcript is spliced from 15 exons. NCBI's taxonomy places the organism in Eukaryota, Viridiplantae, Streptophyta, Magnoliopsida, Apiales, Apiaceae. Gene Ontology annotation, biological process: signal transduction; protein phosphorylation. Gene Ontology annotation, molecular function: ATP binding; protein serine/threonine kinase activity.
ACUGGUAGAAAUAAUUGAGUUUGUGGCUCAGAGUGAUCAAAGGUGGUCCAAAUAAUACAAAUUGUAACAUGCAGAGAUAGAGUCUAAGUUGACGUGUAGUGUCCUCUCGCAUGUCUAUCAAUCUAUCUAUAUGUCAUAAUCAUUGAUGGAUCAUCAUUAAAGUACUAGUUAUCGUACUUGGUAUAAAUUUAUUUGCUUGUUUGGGUGACUAAUGAUGAGGUGUUGAAAGAAUGAGCAGUAGCAGAGGAGCCAAGAAGGCUGGAGCAGCGCGCAUGCGUGUGGGGAAGUAUGAGAUCGGCAAGACCUUGGGAGAAGGCAGCUUUGGUAAGGUUAAAUAUGGGCGGCAUGUCGAGACGGGGCGGAGCGUGGCCAUUAAGAUCAUUGCCCGUGAUCAUGUUCUCCGGCACAAGAUGGUUGAUCAGAUCAAAAGGGAAAUUUCAACCAUGAAGCUAAUUGAACACCCCAAUGUUAUAAAUCUCGUCGAGGUAAUGGCAAGCAAAACCAAGAUCUUCCUUGUACUUGAGUAUGUCGAUGGAGGAGAGCUCUUCGAUAAAAUUGCCCAACAAGGGAGACUUAGUGAAGAUGAGGCAAGGGGAUACUUCCAGCAGCUUGUGAAUGCUGUAGACUACUGCCAUAGUAGAGGUGUCUACCACCGAGACUUAAAGCCUGAAAAUCUGCUCCUGGAUUCAUCUGGCACUCUAAAAGUUUCAGACUUUGGAUUGAGUGCUUUGUCGCAACAACAACGGGAAGACGGGCUUCUUCACACUGCUUGUGGUACUCCUAACUAUGUAGCUCCCGAGGUGCUGACUGACAGAGGCUAUGAUGGUACUACAGCUGAUGUAUGGUCUUGCGGAGUCAUUCUUUUUGUUUUAAUGGCGGGAUAUUUACCAUUUGAUGAGCCUAACCUCCCUGCCUUGUAUAGGAUGAUACAAAAUGCUGAUUUCACAUGUCCGCCAUGGUUUUCACCUGAAGCAACAAAAUUGAUUAAGCAUAUUCUAGAGCCAAACCCCAGCAAACGGAUAACAGUUCCAAAAAUCCUAAAAAAUACUUGGUUUAGGAAAGGAUACAAGGCACCGAACUUCGAGAAGGAAGCGAAUGUGAUGAAUCUUGAUGAUGUCGAUGCAGUUUUCAAUAGUACAGAGGAAAAUCUUGUUACGGAAAAGAAAGAAAAACCUGAAUCCUUGAAUGCUUUUGAGCUCAUUUCCAAAACACAAAAUCUAGAAAAUUUGUUUGAAAAACAAAAGGGUCUUUUUCACAGAGAAACAAGUUUUGCAUCCAAGUGUCCUCCAAAUGAGAUAAUGUCCAAAAUCGAGCAAGCUGCAAAACCUUUAGGCUUCAAUGUUCAUAAGCGGAACUAUAAGAUGAAAUUGCAAGGUGACGAAACUGGAAGGAAGGGGCACCUUGCUGUAGCUACAGAGGUUUUUGAGGUGGCUCCCUCGUUGCACAUGGUGGAGCUCCGGAAAGUAGGUGGUGACACUCUAGAGUUUCACAAGUUCUAUAAAAAUUUCUCAACGGGGCUAGAAGAUAUUGUGUGGACUACUGAACAAAAUCAGGAUGAAAAGAAGUGAGCACAUAUUAUCAUUUUUGCGGGGCUUGCUUCAUCCAUUGCUAUAUAUAUUCAUGGUAACAUGAGAGCAUCCCAACAAGGAAAUUGUGCUGGAACAUAUACGGAAAUCAAAAGAACUACCCAAACUUGGAUUAAUCUUUCCUAAUGUUUCCCCAUCACAAAAUAAGCUAGAAGUAAAUUUGAAAUGCACAUGCAGAAGGUUUUUUAAGCUAGUACAUCUAGGAAAAUCUUGAACAUUUUCAGGAUGAAGGCCUUGUUGAUUUUUACUUUUUAAUUUUUUUUGAAGUUUAAACGUUGUCACUCCUAGACAAUUUAGUGUUGGCAUUAUAGAAUAUAUUCAUAGGAAUCUGUCUGUAGGACAAUGCAGACGUUAUUUUUACAACUGAAUAAUAUUAGAGUUUCCCCAA